AGUCUAACCCAGUCCCAUCCGCGCCGCCACCGCUCUCAUUCUUCCCCUCGGGAUCCAUCCCCACCAACCGCAGCCUCCGACCAGAUCCCUAAUUUUUCCGCGCAGCCGCCCGAGCAUCUCGAUGGAUCGAGUGCUUCGCGUCCAAGCACAACCCCCUGUUCAUGCCCCGAGCCUCCCGUCGUCUAGGAGCACGAGCUCCAUCGCCUCACUGCCACUAGCAGGAGCAUCCCCAUCGCUAGCCUCCAGGACCUCUGCUCCUCCUCUCUAUCUCUUUCUCCUCCCUCUCUCGAUUUCUUCUCUCUCACGUAUCUCUCUCUCCCUGUUCUUGCCGCAGCAAGGAACCGCCAUCACCUUCCUCCGCCGCCAUUGCCCGUCCUUGGCCGGAUCCCGCCGUCAGGGCCCUGUCCCCGCCGCCGGCUACCCGAAGUCCCGCCGUCGAUGUCGUUCCCCUACCAUGGCGCCUCGACCUCCUCUCAAGCCGCGCGCCAAGGCCAGCUCCUCUUCGCCCAGAUCCGCCGCCCUGCUCUAUUCUUCGCCGUUUGCCGCUAGGACCUGCGCCACCGGAGUCGUCCUCCUCGCCGUCCUCCCACCGGAGAGCACCACCAGCAGCGCCGCGAGGCCUCUGCUCCCUUACCUUUCCCUUCCCUUGCUGAACCUCUCCCUCUCCUGUCGCUCAGCUCUCUCUCUCCUUUUUUGGUUUUUUUCAUGGACAGGGGAUCAAGCCGCCACCACUAUGGUCUUCCUCCGCCACGGGACACCGGCGCCCCAACCUCCAUCCCCGCCCGAUGCCCAGUUCCGCUUGCCUCCUCUGCUUCGACGUCAUCCCCGUCGCCGGAGGAUGCAGCACCCGGCCGCCUCGAGCCCCGACGCCGGCGAGCCAUCACCUCCGCCGCCCUUGCCCGUUCCCGACCGGCGUCGCUCUGCAACCCGUCGCUGCCAUUUGUCUUCAGAGACGAGCAGAGCAGUUCCCCCGCGCCUGGAACCGCUCGAUCUCGUUGACCACAGCCACGCGCUCGUGCAUCGCCUCGCUGGGCCGCUGCCAAGGCCCAGCCUACUUCCCCAUGAAUUCGGCCUCCUCCAGUCGUAAACCGAGCGGGCCAAGCCCCACUUGGAUUUCAGGCAAGAUGACCAUACCCUCGAAAUCACUUCUAUCUUUGCUUGCUAGUUGCUCGCUCUUUU
This is a messenger RNA of Triticum aestivum (bread wheat), 1179 nucleotides long. RefSeq lists its product as uncharacterized. The coding region runs from base 122 to 1087 and encodes 321 amino acids. The record is from RefSeq and is a predicted model, not a curated record. The transcript is spliced from 2 exons. Lineage: Eukaryota; Viridiplantae; Streptophyta; Magnoliopsida; Poales; Poaceae.